AUAUGGCUGAGGCAAUGGCGUUGUGUCUGGUGUAAGCAAACCCAGACAGUGGGCAAGCAUGAAACCCAAGCACAGAAAGAUAGCCACAAGACAGUGGACCAGGAGUGCUGUGGCCUACCGCACUAGGUCUGCUUCCGUGACCACGAUGUCUCUGAGUAAGAAGGGCAGGCCAUCUCUGCAGAAGCAAAAGAGAGCCAGGCCUUCCCUGGCCCUGAGUAACAUUAUCGGCUGCAGAAUUUCUCAUGGAUGGAAAGAAGGAAAUGAGCCCGUCACCCAAUGGAAGGCCAUUGUUCUAGACCAACUGCCGACAAAUCCCUCUCUCUAUUUGGUGAAGUACGAUGGGAUCGACUGUGUCUACGGCCUGGAGCUCCAAAGCGACGAAAGGAUUUCAAAACUUAAGAUCCUGCCUAAUAAGGUGUCAUUUCCUCAAGUGACAGACACCCACCUCGAAAACACCAUAGUUGGCAAAGCAGUAGAGCACAAAUUUGAGGGCAAAAAUGGCUGUAAAGAUGAGUGGAGGGGGGUGGUCCUGGCCCAGGUGCCCAUCAUGAAGACCUGGUUUUACAUCACCUACGAGAAAGAUCCGGUCCUGUACAUUUAUCAGCUCCUAGAUGAUUACAUUGAUGGUAACCUCCGCAUCAUGCCAGAGUCUCUUCCAACAGAGGUGAAGUCAGAAGUAGGCAGUGAUGUCUUGACAGGUAACUCCGUACAGUACACCCAAGGCGAUGGAACCAAAAAGACCGGCAAGGUCAUUUACCAAGUUCCAGCCAAACCUUCUGUGCAUUUCAUCAAGUUUGAUGACGACACCCAUAUCUACGUCUACGAUUUGGUGAAAAAGAUCCGUUAAAGAGAAAUUCACGAAGUGUGGGAAGACAGACGUAUAACGCAUAGAAUUGUGGGGGGAGGGGGGAAUGUUUGAUUUUUUUCUCGGUGUCAGAUGCCUAAGGGUCUCCAAUAACCCUGGUAUCUUUUCCAAUGGAAUUUGUUUUACUCUAAAAAUAAAAAUUUGUGAACACGAAAA
This is a messenger RNA of Phodopus roborovskii (desert hamster), 1021 nucleotides long. Its product is annotated as spindlin-2. Gene Ontology annotation, biological process: regulation of DNA-templated transcription; gamete generation. Bases 59 to 847 code for a protein of 262 amino acids. The record is from RefSeq and is a predicted model, not a curated record. Gene Ontology annotation, cellular component: cytosol; nucleoplasm. Lineage: Eukaryota; Metazoa; Chordata; Mammalia; Rodentia; Cricetidae. The transcript has a single exon.